Molecule: messenger RNA, 945 nt
Organism: Metarhizium album ARSEF 1941
Lineage: Eukaryota; Fungi; Ascomycota; Sordariomycetes; Hypocreales; Clavicipitaceae
Product: phytanoyl-CoA dioxygenase family protein
Exons: 1
Coding region: 1-945 (314 amino acids)
Source: RefSeq, a predicted model, not a curated record
AUGACCACCCCCGGCCUCACCGCCGAACAACUCGCAUCCUUCCGCCAAAACGGCUACCUCGUCAUCCGCAACGCCCUCGCGCCCUCCACCGUCCGGUCGCUCCUCGACGAAACCGACGCCCUCCUGACCGGCUUCUCGCUCGAGCACCACCCGCUCACGCGCUUCUCCACGGGCCAGAAAUCCGAACACGUCGGCGACGAGUACUUCCUCACCUCGGGCGACAAGAUCCGCUUCUUCUUCGAGGAAGACGCCUUCGACGACGCGGGCGCCCUGACCAAGCCGCAGGAGAGGGCCGUCAACAAGAUCGGCCACGGCCUGCACGCCCAGUCCCCGCCGUUUGCGCGCCUCAUUGACGGCCCUGCGCUCCGGCGCGCCGGCGAGCUCAGUCCCGCCGACGUCGCCGCGUCCCUGGGCUACCGGGAUCCCCGGUGCCUCCAGAGCAUGGUGAUUUGCAAGCAGCCCGAGAUUGGGGGCGCCGUGCCGCCGCACCAGGACUCGACGUUCCUGUACACGGAUCCGCCGAGCGCCACGGGCUUCUGGUACGCCCUCGAGGACGCCACGCAGGAGAACGGGUGCCUCAGCUUCCUGCCCGGGUCGCAGAGGUGGGCGCCCGUCGAGAGGAGGCUCGUCCGCAGGGGCGCCGGCGCCGGCGCCGGCACCGACAUGGUCGACAACGAGGGGGCGAGGUUUCCCGCCGGCGAGGGCGGGGAGCGCCCGCCGCCCGGCGUGGACGCCCACGAUGGCCGGCAGUACGUGCCGGGAGAGGUCAAGGCGGGCGACUUGGUCUUGAUUCAUGGGAACCUGUUGCACAAGAGCGAGAGGAACACGAGCUUGAAGGGGAGGAUCAUUUACACGUUUCAUAUUAUCGAGGCCGAGGGGACCACGUACGAUGAGAGGAACUGGUUGCAGCCGCCAGAGGGGGGCUUCACGAAGCUGUAUUCGUAG